This is a messenger RNA of Sorex fumeus (smoky shrew), 921 nucleotides long. It is a transcript of the gene BCAS2, whose product is annotated as BCAS2 pre-mRNA processing factor. Gene Ontology annotation, cellular component: Prp19 complex; catalytic step 2 spliceosome; precatalytic spliceosome. Bases 32 to 709 code for a protein of 225 amino acids. NCBI's taxonomy places the organism in Eukaryota, Metazoa, Chordata, Mammalia, Eulipotyphla, Soricidae. The transcript has 7 exons. The record is from RefSeq and is a predicted model, not a curated record. Gene Ontology annotation, biological process: mRNA processing.
CGCAGCCGCAGAAUAGUCGUGCGACUCCGGCAUGGCGGGCACCGGGCUGGUGGCCGGGGAGGUGGUGGUCGAUGCGCUGCCGUACUUUGACCAAGGCUAUGAGGCGCCCGGCGUUCGGGAAGCGGCUGCGGCCCUGGUCGAGGAGGAGACGCGCCGCUAUCGGCCGACCAAGAACUACCUGAGCUACCUCAGCGCCCCCGACUAUUCGGCCUUCGAGACUGACAUAAUGAGAAAUGAAUUUGAAAGAUUGGCUGCCCGACAACCAAUUGAAUUACUCAGUAUGAAACGAUACGAACUUCCAGCCCCUUCCUCAGGACAGAAAAAUGACAUUACUGCAUGGCAAGAAUGUGUAAACAAUUCUAUGGCCCAAUUAGAACACCAGGCAGUUCGAAUUGAGAAUCUGGAACUGAUGUCACAGCAUGGAUGUAAUGCCUGGAAAGUAUAUAAUGAAAAUCUAGUUCAUAUGAUUGAGCAUGCACAGAAGGAACUCCAGAAGUUAAGGAAACAUAUUCAAGAUUUAAACUGGCAGCGAAAGAACAUGCAGCUCACAGCUGGAUCUAAAUUAAGAGAAAUGGAGUCAAAUUGGGUCUCCCUGGUCAGUAAAAACUAUGAGAUUGAAAGAACUAUAGUGCAAUUAGAAAAUGAAGUCUUUCAAAUGAAGCAACAGCAUGGAGAAGCAAAUAAAGAAAACAUCCGGCAAGAUUUCUGAAAAGACAAUUUAGGUUGAAAGGAAGGUAUGUUCGGCUCUUACAGAAGAUCACCUCUAAGCUGUGACGGAAGCAGCCUCUCUUGGAAAUCACCAAUGGUUAAGAGACUAUAGGUUGUGGACUGUUAUGUUCUGUUUUUACAUAAAAACUUCAACUUGGUGUGAAUUGUUUUGGGGGAAGGGGUGCUUGGACAAUAAACAUUUUAUAAUUUCAA